GAACAAGUCGACCUCCUGACGUACGUCUUCCACUUCCGGGUUGUGCGUCCUCUCUCCCUCAUGCGGCAGUAGCAUGGCGGCCAAAAACAAGAAAAGCAAAACGCUCAAAGCGGCUAAAAAAAUGCCAAUUCAUCACGAAAAGGACGAUAUGGAGCCUGAAGACGGCGGCGAAAAUGACAAUGAAGACUUGGACGACGAUGAAGACCAGACGGGGGACGACGAGUUCAAUCUGGAGGAAGUUCUGCUGCUUGGUGGUACUCGGGCUGACUUCACACUCCUGAGCAGCCUGGACACUUCCAAAGAGCUGGUAGACGGAGGAAAAAAAGGCGCCAUAGAUGACCUGAAGGAAGGAGAACUGGAGAACUUCAUUGCUUCAUUAGGCAUUCGGGGGCAAGCUGACAAACAGAUCCUGCCAGACAAAACUGAGGGAAAUAUAAUUUCAGAGAACGCCAGCAAAAGGUCCAAAACAAAGAGUCUUGGUGAGGAAAAUACAUGCAACUCUCUGGUGAGGGUUUCAGAGAAGCAGCAGAAGACAACCAAAGCUGCUCCGGCGAAAAGAGUCAAACAAAACGUGUUUGAGUUCCAGCGGAGGAUAGUCCUGCUGAUCAAACCUGGUGACAAAUGGCACAACAUGGACUACAGCACAGAGGGCUCGUCGGCCCCACAGGACCCCAGCGUGGUGAUGCAGUACAAGACGCUGGCCCAGCAGCUUUUUCAGGCUGACGUGGAGCUCUUCAAGAGCAAGAAGAAGCUGCAGAAAGGAGCCAACUUGGCCUGGAUGAAGACAGUGGUCUCUUCCGGCGUGCUGGCAGACAGGAUGGCGGCCAUGACGAUUCUGAUCCAGGACGCUCCGGUGCACAUGCUGGAGCACGUGGAGAGCCUGGUGUCCAUGGUGAAGAAGAAGGGCAGUCGCAGGAUGAGCCUGAUGGCUCUUGACACUCUGAAAGAGCUGCUCCUCUCCGACCUGCUCCCUGAGAACAGAAAGCUCCGCCCCUUCGACCAGCACCCUUUCGACAAGUUGGAGGAAAUGGCCAGCGGCAAUCGCGAUGCCCGCGAUCGACGGCUCAUCCUGUGGUACUUCGAGCACCAGCUGAAGCACCACGUGGCACAGUUUGUGGCGGCGCUGGACGAGGUGGCUCACGACACCGUGGCCGCCACCAAGGUUAAGGCACUGGCCGCCGCCCACGAGCUGCUGUGCUCGCGGCCCGAACAGGAGAGGGCACUGCUGGUCCAGCUGGUCAACAAGGUGGGCGACCCCGAGUACAAGAUGGCCGCUAAGGCCUCGCACCUACUGGAGACGCUGCUUCACAAACACCCCAAUAUGAAGGCAGUUGUUUGCUGCGAGGUGGAGUGCCUCAUGUUCCGCACCAACAUUAGCGCCAAAGCUCAGUACUAUGCAGUCUGCUUCCUCAGUCAGGUGCGCCUCAGCCACGACGAGGCCGAGCUGGCCGCCAAACUCAUCGGCAUCUACUUUUCCUUCUUCCGCAUCUGCGUCAAGAAGAAGGACGUGGACUCGAAGAUGCUGAGUGUGCUGCUGUCGGGUGUCAACCGGGCGUACCCGUACGCCAACACCGGCGACGAGAAGGUGAAGGAGCAAAUGGACACGCUAUUCAAAGUGGUGCACAUGGUGAGAUUCAACACGGCCGUGCAGGCGCUAAUGCUGCUCUUCCAAGUGAUGGACGCUGAGCAGAGCAUCUCCGACCGCUAUUACCUGGCCUUGUACAGGAAGAUGCUGGAUCCCGGCCUGUCAAUGUCAUCCAGACAGAACAUGUUCCUGAACCUUCUUUACAAGUCUCUGAAAGCAGACAUCGUGCUGCGGCGAAUCAAAGCCUUCGUCAAGCGUCUGCUGCAAGUCAGCGCCGAGCAGGGCGCCAACUUUGCCUGCGGUGCUCUCUUCCUGGUGUCAGAGGUCAUGAAGGCCAAGCCGGGCCUGAAGAUGCUGCUGCAGCAGGAAACGGACGCUGAAGAAGAAUUCAAAGACCUUCCUGAAGAAGAAGAAGAAGAUGAUGAUGAAGAGGAGCGCUUCAUUGACACAGACAAGCCGCAGGAAGCUGCGGAACCAAUGGAGUCCAAGCCUGCGUCGUCAUGGGUCCAUCACCAGAACCUUGAAGGCAUAAAGCACAUGCAGAAAUAUGAUCCGCUGAACAGGAAUCCACUUUUCUGUGGUGCAGAGUACAGCACACUGUGGGAACUACAGCGAUUGUCGCUGCACUUCCACCCGUCAGUGUCACUCUUUGCUAAAACACUUCUUCAGGAUGACUUCAUUACGUAUUCUGGAGACCCCCUUCAGGACUUCACUCUCAUUCGCUUCCUGGACAGAUUUGUCUUCAGAAACCCCAAACAGCUGAAAGGCAAACAGAACACGGACACUGCGGUGGUUUCACACAAACAGAGAUCACAUUCAUUUGUGAGGCCUGUGGCAGUGAACAGCCAAGACUUUGUGUCCAAAGAAGAAAGUCAGAUUCCUGUGGAUGAAAUCUUCUUUUAUCGUUUCUUCAAGAAGCGUCUGCAGGAGAAGCAUUUUCGUCGGCCGCGAGAAGACGACGACGACAAUGACAGCUUGGAGGAUGUCGAUGAUGACGAGUUUGAGAGGAUCCUCGAUUCCUGUGAGGGAGAGUCGCACUUCACCGAACAGCCAGCAGAGGACUUGGACUUUGCAGGGAACGUGUCGAGUGGCAAAAACAAAAAAGGCAAAAAAGACUUGGACGACUCUGAUGACUCAGACAUGGACGACCUGGAUGAUGAAGAGGUGUCUCUGGGCAGCAUGGAAGACAAAGACUUUGGAGAGGAGCUGGAGGACGAAGGAGGAACUUUCAUGGAUCUUGAAGGAGGAUAUGCUUCUGAUGAUGGCGACGAAGACUUUUUAGAGCUUGAAGAAGACGACGAUGAUGUUGGAAACUCAGAUGAAGAUGUAGACCCUGCUAAGGCGCCAUCACGUUCAAAGGCAGUCAAAAGGAAGUUGACGGAAGGGAUGGACUUCUCUAGAACUUUAGGCUCUAAACAAGCAAAGAAGAUGAAGAAGAAAGGACAGAAAGACACAACCAUGUUUGCUGCUGCUCAGGAGUUUGGCUGUUUGCUGGACGACAACGCCGGCGCCAAGUUUGACAACAUCGGACUUAACGCCAUGGCCAACACUGACAGAGCGGGCAUCAAGCAGCUUAAGUGGGAGAGUCAACGUGACGACUGGAUCCACGACCGCGACGCCAAGACGCUGCGCAGAAAGAAGAAUGUCUUCAACAAAAGGAAGCUGAUGGGCCGGCCCAGGGCGGUUGGCGGGAACAAAAACAAGAAGAGGAAGUAGUCUUUUAUAACUUUUUCAUGUCUGACAUAUGACAUCAUUUUGAGAGGGCGGAGCCUGAUUGGCACUAAUGACCUCCACCAAUAUUUGACUGAAAAAAAUCAUCAUGGGCAAUGUGAUGAAGAUCUAAUAAACAUCUUUGUUUGCAGCUUGCGCCCCCCUUCAGCCCAAUAAGUGUCUUUGUUCACUUUCUACAAUAUUCUGUUGCUCGUUUAUGGAACUAUUUGUCAUAUAAUUGUCAAUUAAAAAGUGGUUUUAGUA
Messenger RNA from Nerophis lumbriciformis (worm pipefish), 3559 nucleotides. It is a transcript of the gene cebpz, whose product is annotated as CCAAT enhancer binding protein zeta. The record is from RefSeq and is a predicted model, not a curated record. Lineage: Eukaryota; Metazoa; Chordata; Actinopteri; Syngnathiformes; Syngnathidae. Gene Ontology annotation, cellular component: nucleus.